UCUAACCAGGUCUAGUGGUGUAGAGAACUGUCUAACCAGGUCUAGUGGUGUAGAGAACGGUCUAAACAGGUCUAGUGGUACAGAGAACGGUCUAACCAGGUCUAGUUGUGUAGAGAACGGUCUAACCAGGCCCAGUGGUGUGGAGAACGGUCUAACCAGGUCCAACCGUGUAGAGAACGGUCUAACCAGGUCUAGUCGUGUAGAGAACAGUCCUAGUCAAUACAACCAUAGCGUUCACAGCCACUCCUCAACCACAACCACACACGGUCACAACCACCACGGUCAGUGCUGCGCGGUCACCAUGGACGGUUGUGGUCUAACCCCGGUCUUGGACUAUACGGCUGAGAUGGAGCGAUACCGAUCUUUCGCUAACUUCUAUGCUAAAACUAACGUGAACAUGAACGCUGUUAACAGCAUGAAUUUCCCUCAGUCGGCAAAGCUCGCCCGAAUCACUCCUCCCAUGUUCCCCGGCGGCAGGCUUGGCGUAGCGGGAGUGACGCCUUGGGGCUGCCAUGACAACGUCAACAUGAACAUCAAUGCAGCGGCGAUGCUGUGGGGGCGGAAACCUCCCGUACAUCAGGCCACACCCCUGGCUCCUCCCACAACGCACCCGUCGCCCUUGGCAACGCACAUGCAGCCCCACCCCCACCGGACCAGCGGUGGAGAGGGGAAGCAGCACGGAGGACAUGCAGGACACGCCUCCUCCUCACAGGGACAGGAAACACAUCAUCACCACGGGAAUAACAACUUCCUGUCGGGCUACACGACCACCGAUCACAUGACAAAACAAGGCCACACCCACCAGGACAUGCUCAGCCUAUCAGAUCGCAACAGCAGCUGCAAUGGAGGAGGAGGAGCCAACGGGGUCAACAUGCCCAACUUCCCCGCUGGAAUGUUGGGGUUACCACCCGGGGUCAUCGUCAUGGCGAUGGGGUCGCACAAUGGCGUCAACAUUCCAGACUCCUCCCACUUCCAGAUGGCGACCAACCACAACCAGAUGCUAUCGGACUGCCACCACGCCAACCAGACUAACUCCUCCCCCUGCCCUUCGACUUCCCCGGGGAUGACCUCUGGGGGUCAGGGGUCAGGAGCCUCCAAGAGGAAGAGGAAGCGGUGUGGAGUGUGUGCCCCCUGCAGAAGACUGAUUAACUGUGGGGUGUGUUCAGCCUGUAGAAACAGGAAGACAGGUCAUCAGAUCUGUAAGUUCAGGAAGUGUGACGAACUGAAGAAGAAGGCUGGGAGUAUACAGCUAGAGAGUCCUCCCUCGGUGCCCAGUGGAGAAGCUUUCAGAUGGUUCUUCUAGAGGUCGAAGAGCAACUCUUGAAAAGCUGAAGAUGUGAAAAGGAGAACUCCUGCUAGUCUUUACUAGUCUAUAACUAGUAACUUGUUUCAGUUCUUCACCUCGUGACUGGUUCCUCUCUUACCAUAGAAAUAGAGUCUUAUAGAACUGGCCCCCCCACCCCUUCCCCCAGUCAGUGAUGUCGUGAUGGGGCCUUGAGAUUCUGUCUCCUAUACUCUCUACCUCCUUUCACAACAACAACAACAAAAGUGUUCUAACUCUUCCUCGAUGUAGCCCAGUCAGUCCGAUGUGUUUUUAGGACAUACAGUACAUCGCAUCGCAGCGGAGCAGAGACCUUUAGAACCCAGGAGGUUCCUCCUUCGUGUUCUGAUGUUCAACAGCUACGAACCUGAAUGGAGCUGUCACAGAACGUUUCCGGGAAACAUUUAAUGUUGUGUGUUCAAACGGCACCCUCUUCCCUGUAAAGUUUGAAUUUGACAUAUACUAUAUUAUAUGGUGUGUUAUACUUACGCUAUAUGGUGCAUUACUUUGAAUGUAGUGCAUUGUGGAGGGAAUGGGAUGCUGCCUGGGACCCUUUUCGUUGAAUUAAGCCCCUCCUCUCUAACUGCCUGGGACCCUUUUCGUCGAGUUAAGCCCCUCCUCUCUAA
Oncorhynchus masou masou (cherry salmon) is the source of this 1947-nucleotide messenger RNA. RefSeq lists its product as uncharacterized. Bases 302 to 1303 code for a protein of 333 amino acids. Gene Ontology annotation, cellular component: nucleus. The record is from RefSeq and is a predicted model, not a curated record. The transcript is spliced from 2 exons. NCBI's taxonomy places the organism in Eukaryota, Metazoa, Chordata, Actinopteri, Salmoniformes, Salmonidae. Gene Ontology annotation, molecular function: methyl-CpG binding; zinc ion binding.